CCCCCGUUGCUGACGAGCUACUUGACGACAUCUAGAGGUACAUUCUCUGCUGACUUCCACAUGAAAGCCAGAAAUCGCUUCACACUGUACCUCUUGUUUAUACCCCUUUUGCACAACUAUGAAAGCCACAUUCAUCUGAACAAAUGCAGCCAUAUAUUUAUGCAGCCUUGCUUUGCCUCCUUGAUUAUAUGCACAAAAUACAUAACAGGUCUGCUUCUUCCUGUUACUUAUCCUCCUUCCAGAGGCAGUUCUCUGAACUGGCUUCAAGCCUGGAUUAGCUUACGGGCUCACCAUAUAGGGUUUGAUGCCUAGUUUUCGUGUCAGUAGCAGUGCGUCAGCUAUAAUGGCUCCGGCCAGCCAGCUGAUUGUUACGAGCAGGUCAAGGCAACCAACUGUGGCACAAAGCAAAAGCUUCGAUA
This is a messenger RNA of Colletotrichum phormii, 419 nucleotides long. RefSeq lists its product as uncharacterized. The record is from RefSeq and is a predicted model, not a curated record. The coding region runs from base 61 to 312 and encodes 83 amino acids. The transcript has a single exon. NCBI's taxonomy places the organism in Eukaryota, Fungi, Ascomycota, Sordariomycetes, Glomerellales, Glomerellaceae.